CAGGGAGGGGGGAGGAGAGAGAGAGGGCGUCAUAUAAAUCAUUAUACAUAUCUGUGGAGCAGGGUUCAUCUUGCAGUGGCAGACGAGACACAACACACACUCACACUCACUGAUUUCCAACUAACAUCGUGAAGUUUUAUUGUUUUUUUUGAGGAAACGACAUCUGGAUUAACUUUUUUUCUCGACUGCUGUGCUCAGGAGGAAUCAUGGAUCCUAUUGUGGAAGUAGUGGCUUUUAUUUUAGGGUUCGUUGGAUGGGUGAUGGUGGGGGUCACCCUGCCGAACCGUUACUGGAAAACCUCCACUGUGGACGGUAACGUCAUCACAACCUCCACCAUCUAUGAAAACUUGUGGAUGUCAUGUGCAACAGAUUCAACUGGGGUCCAUAACUGCAGGGAGUUCCCUUCACUGUUGGCUUUAAGUGGCUACAUCCAAGCAUCUCGGGCCCUGAUGAUCACAUCUGUAGUGCUGGGCUCGUUUGGACUGGUGGCGGCCCUGAUAGGAAUACAGUGCUCAAAGGCUGGAGGGGACAAUGUUGUUCUCAAAGGGAGAAUUGCUGGUACUGCUGGAGUCCUUUUUAUAUUGCAAGGUGUGUGCACAAUGGUCUCAGUGUCGUGGUACGCCUUCAAUAUCACUCAGGAUUUCUUUGACCCGUUCUAUCCUGGGAUAAGGUAUGAAAUAGGAGAAGCGCUUUACAUCGGCUGGUGCUCGGCCGUGCUCGCCAUCGCAGGAGGAGCCUGUCUCACCUGCUCCUGCAAAAUGGGCAGAGAGGAAAAAUACCCUUUGCCUUAUCAGUCCAGAGGAACUGCAUAUUCUGGACCGGCCCCGACAAGAAGUGUUGGUGCAAGUACCUAUGGGCGUAAUGCGUAUGUUUGAAAACAGAUAAGAAAUUUCUUUAAAUAGUUAGGUAUCAUUUUGUGAAAGAGUUAAACAUAUCCUGGUGUUCAGUUUUACACUUUAGAUUGAGCUUUUUCUCCAUUACUUUGAAAGGCUCCAUGUCUGUUAAAUGACAUGACACUCCAGAUAUUGUCACCAAAUACAGCUCAGUUGUGUCACUUCCAUCACCGAGCCGUAUUUGGUGUCAAUAUCUGGAGUGUGUUCUAUACAAAUGAUUGUAUCAAAUGGUGUUAAAGUUGUAUAAGUUGUAAAAUACAAAGGAACCACAAACAGACUGCAGCUUGCAAUGAUUCUAUUUAUGUUUCCCUGAUGAUGCACAAAUACAUUUAGCCUACACGCAGUCACUUAUUAAAGGGUUCCAAUCAUUUCAUAAUCUGUACACACUAAUAGACUUUGGUCAACUCUCGGUCAAAAACUUUGAUAAUUCAUCCGUCUAUGUGUUUUGUACAGUUUUAUAAAUAAUGACUUUGAAAGAGAGGAGAGGAAAAGUUAUGGAUACGUUUUGGAAAAGUUGUAUCUUUUUUGUUUGUUUUUAUACGAAUGUACACAAUAAAAUGUUUUAUGCAAAAAAAAAUGUUGGUUUGACAAACAAGUGGUGGCUUUUUUACAAAUGAUUGCAAAGUUAUUUGUAUAAAUGAUGUAUUAUAUAUUUAUCAGUCAUCUGAGUUAAAUAUUUAACGUAAUUGUUAAUAUUCUUUACAAAUGGAAAUGAUAGAUUAUGUAGCAGUUAAUUGAAAGUGAUCACAUGAUUUUUAGCUAACACAUAUGAGCCCAUGUGUUCAAUAGUUAACCAACUUUUUACAUUUAAAAAAGGAUUUUAUUACAAAUAGAAUUUUUCAUGUCCUCAUAUUUAUGAAUUUGCAAGACAUUGUUGCAUGAAGAGGAAUUUUAUAUCUACAAUAACCAACAUGCUAGAAAAAUUUGGUUUUAUUGCUGAUUCAAUUUGAUUAUCAAGUUCAAUGUUAUCUAAUUUUGCGUUUUAUUAUUCCUCACAAUAAUGACAAUAGGGUAUUGUAUUCUCUGUAAACACAUAACCACUGAAUAAACCUGGAAACCAAAUCUUAA
Labrus mixtus (cuckoo wrasse) is the source of this 1961-nucleotide messenger RNA. RefSeq names its product claudin 15a (gene cldn15a). Gene Ontology annotation, cellular component: bicellular tight junction; plasma membrane. Gene Ontology annotation, molecular function: structural molecule activity. The transcript has 5 exons. The record is from RefSeq and is a predicted model, not a curated record. NCBI's taxonomy places the organism in Eukaryota, Metazoa, Chordata, Actinopteri, Labriformes, Labridae. Gene Ontology annotation, biological process: cell adhesion; bicellular tight junction assembly. The coding region runs from base 207 to 875 and encodes 222 amino acids.